Messenger RNA from Salvia miltiorrhiza (redroot sage), 2106 nucleotides. RefSeq lists its product as uncharacterized. NCBI's taxonomy places the organism in Eukaryota, Viridiplantae, Streptophyta, Magnoliopsida, Lamiales, Lamiaceae. The transcript is spliced from 2 exons. Bases 1 to 2106 code for a protein of 701 amino acids. The record is from RefSeq and is a predicted model, not a curated record.
AUGGCCCGCUUUGAGGGUUUAGCCGCGCUGCAUCAGUAUGGGGAGGGAAUCAAAUGCAGGAUCUUCGCCACAACUCUGUCAGGAAUGGCUCAGCGGUGGUUUCACAACCUGAGAAGCAACUCUAUCCAAUCCUAUGGUGAUCUUUACCUCAUGUUCAUGAGACAAUUCGCUAGCGCAAAGAGGGUAGGGAGAACGGCCAUUUCUUUAAUGAACAUUAGACAGGAACCACAGGAAACGCUUCGCGAAUAUGUGGCCAGGUUCUGUAUAAUCGCGCUGGAUAUACCAGAGGCAGAAUCUCAAAUUAAAUGGUACGCCUUCACUAGAGGAUUAAAGCAAGGUCCGCUCUUUGAAGCACUUCAGAUUAAACCGCCUACCAGUUUUGAAGACAUCAUGACAAUAAUAUCGGGCUAUCUUCAGUUGGAAGAUGCGAAAAUGGCAAGGAAAGCGGAGGCCGACAAACUCAAGCUUAAAAAACAAGACAGCGCAGACACUGGAGAAAAAUACAUCACGAGGAACCCAUACCGGGGAUUACCCCUUAGAAUUCCAACAAUGGCAGUCGAGACCGAAGCCGUUCCACUGAUAGCAGCGCAGUCAGAGAGAAGGGAGGAACGCAGUGGUUACCGAGACGAUCUGCAAAAUCAGACCCAAUGGAAUCGCCACAUUGAUGAGAUUUUUCACCAAAUUAAAGAAGAGAAUUAUUUCAGAGCCCCAAAAGAUUACCACUCAGGAGCACCAAAGCCAGGCAGGAAUAAUCUAUUGUGUGAGUAUCACAACCGUUAUGGCCAUCCCACCCGCGAAUGCGGACACUUGAAACAUCAAUUGGAAAUCUUAGUAAAGAAAGGGUUCCUGGACCAGUAUAUAGAAAAGCCCUGUGGCACAUCCAGAGAGCGCCGCUAUGAUGAACAUAGACGGGACAGAGAAGAUGAGCGGCGCAGACACGACAACUUCCGCCAUGGACACGAUGACAGGGAUAGGAGGGAUAGGCACGAAGAGAGGAGGAAAAGAAAAGAUCACAGACGAGACAGUCAGGAUAGACAUAACCCCGCAAAUCAUGCUCAGUAUGACAGAGAAGUGCACAUGAUCACAGGAGAGAACAAUACACCAACAUCUAACAGAGCCAAAAAGCAAAUUGCUCGCACAGUUAGAUCCGGAUACUACGACCAAUCUGUCAUGGCAGUCAGCAUUGCGUCCGAUGAACCGACAAUAUCUUUUGGUCCAAAAGAUGCUAGGCCCCUAUUUUAUCCUCAUGACGACGCCUUGGUGUUUUCCGCGAAUGUGGUUAACGUGCUGGUGCACUGCAUCUUUGUCGACUCAGGCAGCGCUGUCAACAUUUUAUACUUGGAAUGCUGGCAGGCGAUGGGUUUGGAGGCUAAGUUAGAGCCCGCUAUGGCUCCUCUUUAUGGUUUCUCGGGGAAAUCAGUCCUACCGGUGGGAAGAAUCGAAUUGCCAAUGACGAUAGGGCAAGCAGGGGGAAAAAAGACUCGAAUGGUCAAAUUCUUGGUCAUCGACGCACCAAAGCCUUCUUACAACAGGAUCUUUGGGAGACCAGCGUUACAUUCUUUCAAAGCGGCAAUUUCUACUCUUUAUCUGAAGAUAAAGUUCCCCUUAGAAGGAGAAAAAAUUGGAGAAGUAUGGGGAGACCAAGCCGUGUUGAAAAAAUGUCACGUGCAAGUAUUAACUCAGUACUCGCGACAAAAAAGGGAAAGGUCAAUGUACCAAGCAGAGAUAAGCAAAAAAGGGAAAAUCGGAAUAGUUACUGCGUCAGAGCCCGAGCGCAAAGAAAUCGCAGAACUACAGGGGGGAAUGAUAAGAUCCCCCUCGUCACCGCCAGUGAUACGUGCAUGGUUAUCGAACUUUUCACGGAUAAGGAGGGAUUUACUACCAAAAUCGGGGCACAUAUGGAACCAGAGUUGCAAAGAAAGCACGACAGAUUUAAAGGGGAUUGAUAGAGAGCUGGCUGAACAUCGAUUGAACGUAGACCCCACAAUUAAGCCAGUAAAACAAAAGACGAGAUACUUCGGCGCAGAGAAAGAUGCCGCUAUUCGGGAGCAAGUACAAGCGUUGUUAGAGGCUGGGCAUAUUGUGGAAGUUCAAUAUUCGGAGUAG